Molecule: messenger RNA, 1245 nt
Organism: Perognathus longimembris pacificus (Pacific pocket mouse)
Lineage: Eukaryota; Metazoa; Chordata; Mammalia; Rodentia; Heteromyidae
Gene: Sugt1
Product: SGT1 homolog, MIS12 kinetochore complex assembly cochaperone
Exons: 13
Coding region: 208-1221 (337 amino acids)
Biological process (GO): protein stabilization
Molecular function (GO): protein-folding chaperone binding
Source: RefSeq, a predicted model, not a curated record
GUCCUCCGCCUUCCCAGCAGGCUCUGCGGCCGCCUGUUGCCGUCCCUUCCCCCCCCCCCCCCCCCCAGCCGCACGCUGCGUGGCUACUCGUUGGCUAUUUAGGACGGAAGCUGGGUUGGUGUUUCUCCAGAAGUUUCCCCCUAGGGCGGCGGCGGAGCUGGUUACCGCGUUAGUGGCCGCCUCGGCGUCAGCCACUGGGACUUAGCGAUGGCGGCGGCUGCAGCAGGACCUGCAACAGCCCAACGAUUUUUCGCGAGCUUCUCGGAUGCUCUGAUUGACGAGGACCCCCAGGCGGCCUUGGAGGAGCUGACUAAAGCUUUGGAACAGAAUCCAGAUGAUGCACAGUAUUAUUGUCAGAGAGCUUAUUGUCACAUUCUUCUUGGAAAAUACUGUGAUGCCAUUGCUGAUGCAAAGAAGUCUCUUGAACUCAAUCCAAAUAAUGCCACUGCUAUGCUGAGAAAAGGAAUAUGUGAAUACCAUGAAAAAAACUACCCUGCUGCUCUAGAAAGUUUUACAGAAGGACAGAAAUUAAGUGCAGAUGCAGAUUUCAGUGUCUGGAUUAAAAGGUGUCAGGAACCUCAGAAUGGAACAGAAUCUGAGGUGAAUCAAUCUGCAUCCCAGCAGACUCAGUCAAAAAUCAAGUAUGAUUGGUAUCAGACAGAAUCUCAAGUAAUAAUUACACUUAUGAUCAAAAAUGUUCAGAAGAAUGAUGUAAAUGUGGAAUUUUCUGAAAAAGAGUUGUCUGCUUUGGUAAAACUUUCUUCUGGAGAGGAUUAUAAUUUGAAACUGAGACUGCUUCAUCCUAUAAUACCAGAACAGAGCACAUUUAAAGUGCUUUCAACAAAGAUUGAAAUUAAAAUGAAAAAGCCAGAGGCUGUGAGAUGGGAAAAGCUAGAGGGGCAAGGAAAUGUGCCUACACCAAAACAGUUUAUAGCAGAUGUAAAGAACCUAUAUCCAUCAUCCUCUCAUUAUACAAGAAAUUGGGAUAAAUUGGUUGGUGAGAUCAAAGAAGAAGAAAAGAAUGAGAAGUUGGAGGGUGAUGCAGCUCUAAACAAAUUAUUUCAACAAAUCUAUUCAGAUGGUUCUGAUGAAGUGAAACGUGCCAUGAACAAAUCAUUUAUGGAGUCUGGUGGUACAGUUUUGAGUACCAACUGGUCAGAUGUAGGUAAAAGGAAAGUUGAAAUCAAUCCUCCUGAUGAUAUGGAAUGGAAAAAGUACUAAAUAAAUAAAUUUGCUAUUACUGUA